GGGCCUCCCCAAUAAAAAAAAGAAGCCCAAGAAAAGAAAAUAACUUGCCGAUUUACCUGAGGAUCAACAUUCACCAGGCAGCUUCAACAAUUUCAAUUUUUCUUCUUCUGGCCGGCCUGUCAAUCAUCUCUCCUUGCAGAUUGAUGCAAACCCAAUGACAACAAAAUGUCUUCAUCAUCAUGGAGUCACUCCUCCCACAUGAGGAGGACCAGAUGCACACUAGGUGGGAAGUUGGAAAACAAACCUGAUCCACUCCUUUCUUUUCUCCCCUCGAUCUGCCGUUGCUCUUCAUUCGGUUCCUUCCAGCUUCGGCUAGAAUUAGUGGCGCUACGUGGCAUGUUGCGCAAGAUGUGGGGCCGCAUUAGAUUGGUCUUAUUCAGGGCCCAAGCAGCGACCGUUACGACGUCCAUGUUUUUACUCUAGAAAUGAUAUUGUCCCUGAAGUGCACCUUCAACUCCUGUGGUGUUGGGAAAGUUGCAAAUAAAUGUCCCUAGUUCUGUUUUAUCGUUUAUGAUGGUUACUUGUAUUUUCUGGAAGUCAAAAAAUAGUUGUGUGUAAUGAUUACUCCUUUAUUGUGCAUUUCUACUGCUAAACUGCAGCAAGCAUUUAGCUAAUUAGCUAACAAUGGCCGUACCCAGGAAAUGCAUCUUCUCAGGAUGUCGCGGGUGACAGAACAUCUUGCUGUCAAUACUUCAAAUUCCAAGCAAGGUGGUGAAGUCAUGGACGACUGCGUCGCCAGUCAGAAGCAGCCCCAGUAGCUUGUUCGCGUAUGAGCUAGCUGAAAAUAUCUCAGCUAACCUGUGAUAUAUUUUUGGGACUCACUGUUAGGUUGUUUUGGCUUAAUAAAGUUGCUAGAUGAAAUAGCAUGCAUGUUUUUGGUAUUAGCAUUUGUAUUUGACCGUUGACAGUGGUUUCACUUUACAGACAAGGCAAUUUUGUUUUAACUGUUGAAAUUUGGCGGGGCUUGUCUUCUCUGUAGUGCAUAAUUUGAAAAUGUUCACUCAGAGGGACUUCAAAAACUUGACAAUUAUGACUUGCCGACUUCAGUUUUGUAUUCUAUUUAUAAAAGGUUAUUGUCAAUUUUCUUUGUUUCAUGGAAGCUGAGGUAACUCCUCCCCUACAACACACACUCGCACACACAUGCUCCUCAGACUUCAUGCGAGCUGCAUACUCCAGCACAAGAACAAGAAGAAGCAGAGGAUGAAGUACGUUCCUGUGGCCGUCUUUGUGUUCUUCUGCUGUUCUCCACCGACAGGAAGUGGAAGCGGCGCUCAGCAGAAGCAGCAUGCGGCACAGGCGGCGACAGGAGGGUUGACGCGGGGGUUGACUUGGCGCCACAACGGGCAAGUCUUCAGCAUCUUGAGUCGGGGGUCCCGCUACCAGCCUCCUACACGGAGCAGGAGCUCUUCCGGUAGCGGUGUGGUGCUACUUGGCAGAGGUAACGAGACCUCUGCCGCAAUCCCAGCUGUCCCACGGAUGCCAGCGACUCAUGGGGCAGCGCAGUUACGAGCUACAGCGCGUCGGCGAUCGCCACUAAAAUCAGACUUAAGUGCAACCCCAAGACCAGAGUCUGCAGAGGACAGGAUGGUCGGAGAUGAUCCGUACAACCCGUACAAGAUGUCCAACUACUAUCCAUACCACAACUACUACAACUCCUACUACAGACCCAGGGCAUGGACCCGACACUGGCAGGGGUAUGGAACCAGGUACCACCAGAAUGGUCUUCCCGAUCUGGUUCCUGAUGCAUACCACAUCCAAGUUGGCUCCUACAUACACAGAAUUCCCAUGUACAACCUACGCUGCGCAGCUGAGGAGAACUGCCUGGCCUCUUCUGCGAGGUCUGCCGGAGAUUACGACACCAGAGUUCUGCUGAGGUUCCCUCAGCGUGUGAAGAACCAGGGAACCGCUGACUUUCUGCCCAACAAAGCUCCGUACUCCUGGGAGUGGCACAGCUGUCACAAUCACUUUCACAGCAUGGAUGAUUUUAGUCUGUACGAGCUGGUGGACGCCGACACCAACAAGGCGAUGGCGGAAGGACAUAAGGCCAGCUUCUGCCUGGAGGACACUUCCUGCGAGGCGGGAUACUACCGGAGAUACGCUUGCACCUCGCACACGCAGGGUUUGAGUCCGGGCUGUUACGACACAUACAACGCUGACAUUGACUGCCAGUGGAUCGACAUCACCGACGUGGCUCCAGGAAGAUACAAACUCAGGGUGACCGUAAAUCCCAAGCAAAGAGUUCAGGAAUCAAACUUUGCCAACAACGUGGUCCACUGUGAUGUCCACUACACGGGAAACGCCGCCCACAUGUCGGCAUGCAAGACCACAACAUAAGGAAGGAAACAUCAUGAUGAGCUGAGAUUCAUCUUGGUGUUAAAAACAUUCAGAUCAUUUUCAAACCUCGACAAACACCAACAUGUACUGUAUUGUAUUUAAUUUGAAUUUUAAAUGACCAUCAAUUAAAUUUAAAGCUGCU
Messenger RNA from Syngnathus typhle (broad-nosed pipefish), 2476 nucleotides. Its product is annotated as protein-lysine 6-oxidase-like. Gene Ontology annotation, biological process: peptidyl-lysine oxidation. NCBI's taxonomy places the organism in Eukaryota, Metazoa, Chordata, Actinopteri, Syngnathiformes, Syngnathidae. Bases 1141 to 2334 code for a protein of 397 amino acids. The transcript has 7 exons. Gene Ontology annotation, molecular function: copper ion binding; protein-lysine 6-oxidase activity. The record is from RefSeq and is a predicted model, not a curated record.